AUGUCGGGAAUUUUAACUCCCUGUUAUUUUCUCGUCGUGAAAGAUUGUAAUAUUUCCCGUGCUAUUGCAUUAAAUGCUAUUAUACAACUGUAUGGAUUUAAAACUUCAAUUAAAAAAGAUUUGAGUACCAAUAUUAUUCGGUUACUAAUACAGAAGGAUGUGACUGUGACGCUAUUAAAAGUUGGUCCUUCCAGAUACUUUAUCAUUAAAAUGUUUAUUAAUGCAUACUAUGUAUUUCAUAAAAUAUUCUUUUACCUUGUGAUGAGGCUAACCGAUAGCAGAUUGAACUAUAAUCAAUGCACCACUUAA
Messenger RNA from Brugia malayi, 309 nucleotides. RefSeq lists its product as uncharacterized. The transcript has 2 exons. Bases 1 to 309 code for a protein of 102 amino acids. The record is from RefSeq and is a predicted model, not a curated record. NCBI's taxonomy places the organism in Eukaryota, Metazoa, Nematoda, Chromadorea, Rhabditida, Onchocercidae.